Triticum urartu is the source of this 2323-nucleotide messenger RNA. Its product is annotated as protein SINE1. Gene Ontology annotation, cellular component: microtubule. Gene Ontology annotation, molecular function: microtubule binding. The record is from RefSeq and is a predicted model, not a curated record. Lineage: Eukaryota; Viridiplantae; Streptophyta; Magnoliopsida; Poales; Poaceae.
UCGAGACUCGAGACCCACGCUCCCAGUUCAAAUCUUGAGAGAGAGAGAGAGAGAUAGUUUUCUGCGACACGCUCCCAGUUCAAAUUUCAAAGAGAGAGAGAGAGAGAGAGAGAGAGAGAGAGAGAGAGGUUUGGGUCUCUGGCUCUCUGCUGAUUCAUUGCGAGGCCUUGCAAGUUCUUCGAUCCAGGACCAGCGCGCCGCCGGAAGCUGCCGCAUUUUCCUGUCCCGAGAAGGCGAGAACCACCAACCCAAUGGGCCGGAGCCUGAGCCCGCUGCUCCGGCAGGAGCUGGAGAACCUGGACAAAGACGCCGACAGCCGCCGGAACGCCAUGAAGACGCUCAAGUCCUACGCCAAGCAGCUCGACUCCAAGUCCAUCCCCCACUUCCUCGCCGAGGUCUCCGACAACAAGCCCCCCGGCCUGCCCUCCGGCGAGUUCACCAUCUCGCUCUACGAGGUGCUCGCCAGGGUCCACGGCCGGAACAUCGUGCCGCAGAUCGGCAACAUCAUGUCCACCAUCACGCGCACGCUGUCCUCGAGCGGCGGCUCCUUCCCCCUGCACCAGGCGUGCUCCAAGGUGGUGCCGGCCAUAGCGCGGUACGGCAUCGACCCCUCGGCGCCCGAGGAGGAGAAGGCGCGCAUCAUCGCCUCCCUCUGCAAGCCCCUCUGCGGCGCGCUCAUGAGCGACCAGGACGGCGCCGCGUCGGGCGCCGCGCUCUGCCUCAAGGCGCUCGUCGAGUCGAGCAACUGGAGGUUUGCGUCCGGUGAGGCCGUCAACGAGGUCUGCCUGAAGGUCGCUGGGGCGAUGCACGACAGGUCGACCCGGUCCAAUGCUCACAUGGGCCUGGCAAUGGCGCUUGUCAAGCACAAUGGCCUGAUUGCAGAGGCGUAUGCGAGGUCCCUUGUGCGGUCUGCCCUGCAGGUCCUUGACGGCGACGCCGCGGAGAGCAGCUCCCAGAAGCGGCUCUCGGCGAUCCAGAUGAUCAAUUUCUUCAUGAAGUUUGUCGACCCCAGGAGCAUAUCCUCGGAGCUUGGCAAGGUGGUGGAUGUCAUGGAGCAAUGCCAGAACGACCGCAUGCCGUUCGUCCGAGGCGCCGCGUUUGAGACCUCACAGACUGCCAAGAACAUUGCUGCGCAGAAGGGGUCGAGGCACGAGGUCACCACCAGCCCGAUGGUAGGCUCCAACUUCCAAAGGAGAAGAGAGAAAAGCCCAUGCAGGAGCCUCUGGAAUGUCAAGGGCAGCAGCCCUGCAAGCUCCACCAUGUCUGCUUCACCGGUUCAGUUCCAGUCCCCUGAAUCACAGGUGGUAGACUCAACCAUCAUGUAUGGCAGUAGCACGCUCACCGAAUCGCCCAUCUCGAUCGGGCAGUCCUCUUGCAAUUUCGAUCAGAGUCGGCGCGCGAACAGGAGGUUAUGGAGCAACGAUGGUGUGGAUGUUUCUCUCAAGGAUGGCUUGUUCAUUAGGUUCUGCUCAAACGGCAAGUGCCUUGAAGAUGACCUGGGGGAGGUUUGUGACAGCGAAGUAACCGAUGCCGAUUUUGAGUGCACUGGUACAUUCACAGGGUUUGUUUCAGCUAGCCCCAACAACACCUUGUCAAGAGAUGAGACCCCCAGUCCGCAGGCCUCUGAAAGGCCAAUCAGCAUUGAUGAUGUGAAGCUAUACACGACGCCGAGAAAGCUUCUCCGAUCCCUCCAGAGUUCGUAUGACUUUGACUCUGAUCGCCACAAGGAAAAAUCAAUUAUGAAGCUGAACUGCUCAUCAUCAUCAUCGUCAUCGUCAUCAUCAUCACCACCAUCAGAUCAGGAACACAAGGAACUAACGGAGUCAUCUGAGGAUAUGCAAUCUGAGCAUUCUGAGAGCAAGACUGAAGAGGGGGACAAAGAGAUUGAAACUGCUGUUGUUAGGCCUAGGGAUAACGGCACCACUGAGAUUGUCUGCAAUGAAGAUAAAUCAGGCCUGUCUAGUACUGAAGUUGCGGAUACAACCCGCGAAGAAUCCUCUGAGGUUGAGUUCAAGGAGCUAGAUGUUUGUGUGAAAAGAAGCAGCGGGAAGACCAGGAAGUAUAAGACAAUAUUCGGUUGUCUUUUGAGCAUGAUCAUGACCGUUGUCGCAAUCAUCGCUGUGUUAAUUAGGAUAGAAGAUAGUUCUGAGGAUUAUGUUGGUCUAGUCCCCACUUGAUGUCUGUAGGUAUCCCUACUGUACCUACUGUUUAAGUUAUUGCAUUGCUUAUACCACAGUAGUGGUGGUUAGCUGGCCUAAUUAUUUUGCAGUCAUUAAUCUUUGUAUGACAGCAAACCCUUGAUUAUGCUUGUUGAUUUUGCGCC